AUGGCAGACGGGAAUGAUGAGUCAGCCGACCAAAACGGAGACGCAAACACUGUCAGCCAGCCUAUAUCCUCUACACCACUGUCUACGCCUUCUAUAUUGCUGACAGCAGAGAGCCACGAUUUGCUAGCGCCAAAGCGCAGAAGGAAGUUUGAUGAUCGAUCUCAAUCGAAGACUAGUGUUCAACUUAGGGCACAUACAGUGUCUCCGAACAACACUAAAACGUCCCUCCUGAGAGUUCCCUCGACCAGUGACCCUCAGCAUCUCGUCAAGUGGACAGAAACGAGGCAGAUUCUGAAAAUCAUAAACUCCCCUGAGUUUCUCUUCAAGUUCGGAGCUCCUCAGCUUAUUCAGUUAUCGCAACAUCAUAUCGCUGUUGGUACAGAAAAAGGAGUGAUUGUUGGGUUCACCUAUAGGCAAGAAGCAGACUACGUCCUCGUGCCUUACAAAAGAGACACUGACAUCUCGCAAGAGAUUUCACUUUCACAUAUAUGCUGCAUGGCAUUUUCAUCUAAUGCAUUUUUCGCUGCUGCUGGGUACAAGGAUGGCUCAAUUGCUGUCUGGGAGCUUGGGGAAGACCCUUCCAGCUCACAAUUCCAUGUCAUUUACGCGGACGGCGUCAUCCAGCCCAUUUCCUUGGAGAAUCGCUUCGGCCGGAAUUUACAGGGACAUCUUAAUGGAGUUCCGGUCAUAAGUAUAGACUUUAUAGGAGACCAAGAGCAGCAGAUUGUCUCAACUGAUCUAUCCGGCUUGGCCUUCUUCCACAGAGGCUUUAAGAGGUUUCUACGAAAGUAUUAUAGCUCACAAAAGAUAUUGGGGAAGAAUGAUACCAAUUCGCCUGAUCCAUUGGGCAAGCUCAAAAUACAUGACUGUGAGAUGCUUUCAAUCGGAACUUCUCCUCAAAUUACCGAUACAAUCGGUCUUAUGGCUGUCAUCACCAAAACUUCAUUAACUAUUCUUUCGAUUCGUUCUUUAGCUAAUCCGGAAUCACCAUACCCAAAAGUUCAUCUCAAAUUUUCUCGUCCAAAGUCGAUAACAGAUGAUUCUCAAGGCUGCUUAAGCUGGUAUCCCUGUAUUCAAGUCCACAAAGACAUUAAUAAUGCUAAACUUGCCUACGCAUGGCGGAACACCGUCGCGAUUCUCGAGCUUGAUAAUAGAGCCAUUUCUGCGGACAUAAUGUCAAAGAUUGCAGAAGUGAAGGAAAAGGAUAAAGCGCUACCACAAUUGAAGUUUCAUAAAACAGGAAGUUCGAGCGUUUCUGAGAGGGAAACGAUCGUGUCACUCAAUUGGCUAAAUUCAGAAAUCUUAACGGCCAUCACUCAACAUGAGAGCACAACAGAGACUAAGCUUUACUUCUUUUACUACGGUGGCAAGAAAGAUCAACUAUCUCUCACACAGGUAGGUGUGGAUGAUCUAGACUCACAGCAAAUAUCCACUUUAGAUGUCAAACUGGACGAAAGAAUUGAGUUGACUGGAACAAAGAGUUUCAAAGGCAGCCUAAAGAUUUUGCGCCAUCGCCUCGUUCUUCUCGUAAAUUCACACUCGCCAUCUCAUAAGACAUUACUAUCUGGAAGAUGCCUCAAAUGGGCAGAUAGACUUAUAGAUUACCUCCAACAGGGGGAGUUCGAAUCUGCUCUAUACAUGUCUUACGAUUACUAUGUUUCUGGAAACUAUGGAAAGCUAGUACUUCACGGUUUGCCCCAUAAUGAAAAAGAGCGACGUGCAGUAGUCAAGCCAAUCUUGAAGCGUGUUAUGCGUGAAUCUAUUCACCCAUUGUUUGAAGAUCAAGUUGACGCUGUGAAGAAAACCAAUAUAUGGAACUUGUAUCUCACACUCGCGUCAAUCUUAUCAGAGCAUGGAAUAAUCGGAGAUGACAUUCUUGGUAUGCUUGAUGAAAUAUUUGAUCUUUUCGGCGAUGAUGCGCUUUUUUUUGAUGUGUUAGAGGAUUAUAUCACUUCGCAAGAGAUAAAGAACCUUUCGCCCAUCACAUUUAGGGGCCUCAUCGAAUCUUACACUCAUAGCGAUAGGCGUGAACAUCUUGCCGAGAUCAUCUGCUUGCUUGACUCUAGUUCACUUGACAUUGAUCUAGCCCUUGCUUUAUGUGAGAUGUACAACUUGAGAGAAUGUCGAAUAUACAUUUGGAAUGCCAUGUUAAAGGACUACACUACUCCUUUGAUCUCAUUGAUGACAGAAAUGAGUUCAAAGGAAAUGCAUCACGAUGAUACUGUUAUAGUCUUUACCUACAUGUCUUAUAUCUUGACUGGAAGGCAGUACCCAAGUGACCGGGUUCUCGACAGUUCCGUCGAAGACUUCGCACGAAACUCGAUAUGCGAGAUCCUAUUCAGUAUUGGGCCAUACAAAUGGCCCAGAGACACCGAUGAAAUUCUUUUAAGCUCGUAUUCCGACAAAAUUUUCCCUUAUUUGACUUUUUUUCUCAAAUUUGAUACCUUCGAAACGAUGGUCACACUCAACGAGUUUUUCGAAAAUCCAACCCUUAACGACGGCUCUGGAACUUCACUCACCAGGCAAUACAUAGUGGAGGCUUUGCUUGAUAUCUUCGAGGCUAACGAGGACUUGCGUAUCGGGCAGCACAAAGUGCAUCUUGCUAUUUUCAUUGCACGGAAUUAUCCAAAAUACUUUCAAUUUAUCCGGUUGUCGGAGACUGUUUUAAUUGAAACCGUGAACACCUUAUGUGACAACACAAAAGAGGACCUCCACGAAGAUUGUGAGCUCGCUUUAGAGAGUCUCUUGUCCGUUUACGACGUUGAGAAUGAUAUUCACCUUGUGGAGCAAAUGAAGGCUGCCAAAUUUUACGAUGUUCUAUUCAAGGUAUACAAGUUUCAAGGAAAAUACGCCGAGGCAAUGGAAAUGUGGCUCGAGAGGAAUCGAAAGCGUAGUUCUUCGGAUGCUAUCAAGAACUUUGCAGUUCUUGCGGAUUUGCUUAAGAGUACAUUUAACGCUGAGAAGCAAAAUACUACUGAGCUGCUACAUUUCAUACAGUUCAUCGAGGACAAUUACGAUGAAUUGAUUUCCAACAACACGGAUGACAUGGUAUCUCUAGUAAGGAAAUACAACCCGGAGCUUAAUUUGAUGGUGCUCAAAUGCAAGAAUGAUUCCUUGGCAUUGAAUUACCUUUCGUCCUACUUCGGGCGAGAGACGAGCUCGACACUAAAUCGAGUCUCGCUUCGAUUGAUAUCAAGGUACAUCGAACUUUUGAGUAUUUAUGAGAUUCAUAGCGUGAAGGAUGUCAUCACAAAGUAUAUCAGUUCUUUGGACAAGCAUGAAGAUGUGAAAGAUUCGAUUCGGAAAAUUCUCAAACAAGCGGGCUUGUUUGAACUGUUAGCAUUGAUGCUUUGUCAUGAAAAAGAAUACGAGGCAGCCGUGAAAGUACUUUGGAAUGCUAUCCAAUCGUUACACAAUAAGGAAGAAAGUUUAGACGAGACAGCCCUCUCGUUCCUAAAAUCUUACAUCGACAUUUCUAUCACAGUAAGUGCAGAAGCCCAUCAGAUAGCGAUUUGGACAAUAGUGGUGGAAAACGCUGUGAUCAUGAGUGACCAAGCUCGAGACCAGAAGUUACGCGAUAUUCUCAAUGAUAGUAUAUUUCAGUGCUUCAGGGCAAUGGAACACAGAGAUUUUGAGAACAAGGAGGAAUCGAUUUUCAAGCAGGUUUUUAAUCAUGUUCUUACCGUGGCUAAAGUGGCCAACAUACGUGAAACCCUCCAAGACAUACUCACAUCCUACCUAUUCGAGAGUGAAAUGCAUGAAUUGACCGUCAAGAAAGUCAAUCAAAGAAUCUACAAGUACAUGGAGAUGAUAAAAAGUGAGGAGCUCAUGGGCUGGCUCGUGAGCAACAAACAAUGUACCAGUUGUGGCAAGCUAAUGUGGGGCGAAGAAAUGCUCGAAAGGCAUGCUUGGGCGUGGGAAGAGAGACAAAAGAGCAUGGCUUUUGGGCUUAAGACACCCUUUGACAACAAGAAGUUCGAGGACUGUGAUAUUUACUUGUUCAAGUGCUCUCACGGAUACCAUAAACGGUGCCUUGAGCACAUUGGCGGCAACAAACGUUGUGUGAUUUGCAGCCCAGAGUAG
Candidozyma auris is the source of this 4083-nucleotide messenger RNA. RefSeq names its product CORVET complex membrane-binding subunit VPS8 (gene VPS8). Gene Ontology annotation, molecular function: protein binding. NCBI's taxonomy places the organism in Eukaryota, Fungi, Ascomycota, Pichiomycetes, Serinales, Metschnikowiaceae. Bases 1 to 4083 code for a protein of 1360 amino acids. The record is from RefSeq and is a predicted model, not a curated record. Gene Ontology annotation, cellular component: HOPS complex; late endosome. Gene Ontology annotation, biological process: protein targeting to vacuole; endosomal vesicle fusion. The transcript has a single exon.